GUACGGACUCUACGUCGGACUAACGAUUUUUCAAAUUCACAGCGGAUGCGCUCAUGAAAAGUUCGAAUACAGAACUUUCCACAUCCAAGGCCAUCCUCGCCUGUCUCCUUCCAUUCUUCAUUAUCCUCGUCUUCUACGUUGUCCUCGAAACUGAUCAUGCCAAAGUAUCUUUUCGAAACAUGCUCUCGAGAUUUCCUCUGGCCCGCUCGACCCACUGGUCGCGAUUGUCCAGCUCCGUAUCAAGUCUCGGUCCAUUCUCACUACCCAAAGCAAUUUCGUCAUAUGACCAAUACUUAUCUGCCUCACUUGAAGAGAUAGAGACCAUGAGGGCUUCGUACUCAAGAUUAGGCUGGGUUCACAAAAAUAUUGGCUACAAGCUAGGGUAUCCAGAGAAACUGAAGCGAGCCGAAGACGUCACGAAACUGAACGCAAAGGUGACGCGUGGUAUCGUUGAUCUCGCACAUGCUGAGUUUGCUUCACAACAAUACCACAAGGGCCCGUAUGUCCCAACGGAUCUGAGCCGAGUACAGGAGUCACUGAAACAUUUUGUACGUGACUGGAGUGAUGAAGGUCGACGAGAACGGGAUAGGAUAUGCGAGCCUAUCCUGAGUGUGCUUAGAGAUGUGCCUGUAGAACGGCGAGCGAGCAUGAAGGUACUUGUACCGGGCUCUGGACUUGGCCGAUUGGCUUGGGAAAUUAGUGAACUUGGAUUCAACACAACUGCAAUCGAAUUCUCAUAUUUCAUGACCCUUGGCAUGCAUUUCUUGUUCUCUCCGCAAACUACUCAGACUUCCAACCAACAUACCAUAUACCCGUACGCCAACUGGUUCUCUCAUACCCGUCACAACGAAGAUCUCUUUAGAGGUAUCAGCUUCCCAGACGUCCUUCCCCGCUUUAAACCAAACCUUCGUCUUAUCGAAGAUGACUUCCUUGAGCAUAGAGGGGAGACAUACGACUUCGUGGCGACGUUGUUCUUCGUUGACACCUCACUGAACAUCAUCUCGACGCUAUCUCACAUUCACAAGUUGCUGAAUUCUGGUGCAACUUGGAUCAACUUGGGGCCCCUUCUGUGGACAAGUGGUGGACGAACAAGGCUAGAGUUGAGUUUGGAUGAGGUUUUGAAGUUGGCCCAAAUGGUCGGUUUCAAUAUCAAUGGAGAAGAAGCCGCGCACGAUGAAGAUUUUAACGGCAAAGUUGUCUCCAAAUUGAGUCAGGCUGCUUUAGAGAAGAGGAAGAGGCGAACGGUGGAAUGUGAGUAUACCGCGGAUCGACUAGCAAUGAUGAAGUGGUUGUAUCAGGCCGAAUUCUGGGUUGCUACAAAGAUCGAUCGAUAGUUGCCAGUGCCCAAGUGGGUAUAGACAUGCUUAUGCAACGUGUCUCGCCUGUCUCUGGAUGCACGAGCAAGUCUGCAUGCGAUGGCAGAACAGUGUCUGUGUGGCUCGCCUCUCUUUUGGUAAUACAAAGGCUCAAAACACUCGAUCACGUUUCCAUCUUUAACCGUUGUCACUGUGGCCUAUACAAUGAAGGAAUCGCCAGUGU
This is a messenger RNA of Somion occarium, 1539 nucleotides long. The record is from the annotation of a GenBank genome assembly. Lineage: Eukaryota; Fungi; Basidiomycota; Agaricomycetes; Polyporales; Cerrenaceae.